This is a messenger RNA of Bolinopsis microptera, 1522 nucleotides long. RefSeq lists its product as uncharacterized. The transcript has 2 exons. The record is from RefSeq and is a predicted model, not a curated record. The coding region runs from base 1 to 1368 and encodes 455 amino acids. NCBI's taxonomy places the organism in Eukaryota, Metazoa, Ctenophora, Tentaculata, Lobata, Bolinopsidae.
AUGUCAAAAGAACAAAUAAAAAUCUUACCUGGAUUCGACAACUGGCGCAACAGACGCAGCCACAAUUGGAGCAGAUUCCUCUCUGCUUCUUCAACGGGAGCCGACUCUGCAACUGGCGUGUCCUCCACGGGGGCUGCUUCUUCAACAGGAGCGGCUUCUACUGGAGCUGCUUCUUCGACAGGAGCAACUUCUACAGGGGCUGCUUCUACUGGAGCUGCUUCUUCAACAGGAGCAGCUUCAGCAGGGGCAGCUUCUACUGGAGCUGCUUCUUCAACAGGAGCAGCUUCAACAGGGGCAGCUUCUACUGGAGCUGCUUCUUCGACAGGAGCAGCUUCUACAGGGGCUGCUUCUACUGGAGCUGCUUCUUCAACAGGAGCGGCUUCUACAGGGACUGCUUCUUCGGCAGGGGCGGCUUCUACUGGAGCUGCUUCUUCUACAGGGGCUGCUUCUUCGGCAGGGGCGGCUUCUACUGGAGCUGCUUCUUCGACCGGAGCGGCAUCUUCAACAGGAGCAGCUUCUACAGGGGCUGCUUCUACUGGAGCUGCUUCUUCAACAGGAGCGGCUUCUACUGGAGCUGCUUCUUCAACAGGAGCGGCUUCUACUGGAGCGGCUUCUUCAACAGGAGCAGCUUCUACUGGAGCUGCUUCUUCGGCAGGGGCGGCUUCUACUGGAGCUGCUUCUUCAACAGGAGCAGCUUCUACUGGAGCUGCUUCUUCAACAGGAGCGGCUUCUACUGGAGCUGCUUCUUCAACAGGAACGGCUUCUACUGGAGCGGCUUCUACUGGGACUGCUUCUUCGACAGGAGCGGCUUCAACAGGGGCGGCUUCUACAGGUGCUGCUUCUUCGACAGGAGCGGCUUCUACUGGGGCUUCUUCUUCGACAGGAGCGGCUUCAACAGGGGCGGCUUCUACAAGGGCUGCUUCUUCGACAGGAGCGGCUUCUACUGGAGCUGCUUCUUCGACAGGAGCGGCUUCUACUGGAGCUGCUUCUUCGACAGGAGCGGCUUCAAUAGGGGCUGCUUCUUCAACAGGGGCAGCUUCUACAGGGGCUGCUUCUUCAACAGGAGCGGCUUCUACAGGGGCUGCUUCUUCGACAGGAGCGGCUUCAGCAGGGGCAGCUUCUACAGGGGCUGCUUCUUCGACGGGAGCGGCUUCUACUGGAGCUGCUUCUUCGGCAGGAGCGACUAUUACUGGGGCUGCUUCUUCGACAGGAGCUGCUUCUGCAGCAGGAGCUGCUUCUGCAGCAGGAGCUGCUUCGGCUGGGGCAGCUUCUUCAACAGAGGAGGCUUCGACUGGCGCAAGUUCGGCUGGCGCAGGUUCUGCGGCCGGUGCUUCUUCUACAGGAGCAACUGGAGCUUCAUUGACAUGAUUUACUUCAGGGACUUCAUCAGCUUGUGGGGUGGAGGGCAAUCUGCUGAGAGCAGCGGUUAUUGCAUCCUUUGAUGGCUUUGGAGAAAUUGGUGGUGGACCAACAGGCGACGGUUCUGUUAAACAAUCUGCAUUUUCCGAAGCCAUCUCACAUG